AUGAAACCUCUUGAUAUGGCAUUAACAACUAAUAAACCAAUUAAUACUUGGACAAAAGAAGAAAUUAAAGAGAUUUAUAAUACACCACUUAUGGAACUUGUAUACCAAGCACAAGUUCAACAUAGAAAACAUCAUAAUCCUCAAGAAGUUCAAUUAUGUACUUUAUUGUCAAUUAAGACUGGUGGAUGUACUGAAGAUUGCAAAUAUUGUGCACAAUCCAAUAGAUACUCAACUGAUGUUAAAGCAGAAAAAAUGAUUAAAAUCGAAGAAGUUUUGCAAAAGGCUCAACAAGCUAAAGAUAAUGGUUCAACAAGAUUCUGUAUGGGUGCUGCUUGGAGAGAUAUGACUGGUCGUAAAUCAGGAUUGAAAAGAAUUGGAGAAAUGGUUACCAAAAUUAAUGAAAUGGGAAUGGAAACUUGUGUUACUUUAGGUAUGGUUAAUGAAGAACAAGCAGCUGAUUUGAAAAAAGCUGGUUUAACUGCUUAUAAUCAUAAUAUUGAUACUUCAAGAGAACAUUAUCCAAAUGUCAUUUCUACAAGAUCUUAUGACGAAAGAUUGAAAACAAUCGAUAAUGUUCAAAAAGCUGGUAUUAAAGCUUGUACUGGUGGUAUUUUAGGCUUAGGUGAAACUGAAGAUGAUCAUAUUGGUUUCUUAUACACCUUAUCAACAAUGGAAAAACAUCCAGAAUCUUUACCAAUAAAUAGAUUAGUCCCAAUUAAAGGUACUCCAAUGGAACAAGAACUUUCAAAAUUACCAAAAGAUUCAAAUAGAAAAUUAAAAUUUGAAAAUAUCUUAAAAACAAUUGCAACCGCGAGAUUAAUUAUGCCUUCUUCAAUCAUUCGUCUUGCUGCAGGUAGAUAUACCAUGAAAGAACAUGAACAAUUCUUAUGUUUCAUGGCUGGUUGUAAUGCCAUCUUCACUGGUGAAAAAAUGUUAACGACCAUGUGUAAUGGCUGGGAUGAAGAUAUCGAAUUACUUCGUAAAUGGGGCUUAAAACCUAUGAAGAGUUUCAGAAAGGAAAAGUUACCAACUACUAAAAUUGACGAUCAACCAUCUCCACAACCUCAACCUGCCUCUGCUAAUGUUUGA
Hyphopichia burtonii NRRL Y-1933 is the source of this 1089-nucleotide messenger RNA. RefSeq names its product biotin synthase (gene BIO2). The transcript has a single exon. Lineage: Eukaryota; Fungi; Ascomycota; Pichiomycetes; Serinales; Debaryomycetaceae. Gene Ontology annotation, cellular component: mitochondrion. Gene Ontology annotation, biological process: biotin biosynthetic process. The coding region runs from base 1 to 1089 and encodes 362 amino acids. Gene Ontology annotation, molecular function: 2 iron, 2 sulfur cluster binding; biotin synthase activity. The record is from RefSeq and is a predicted model, not a curated record.